This is a messenger RNA of Venturia canescens, 5154 nucleotides long. RefSeq names its product protein girdin (gene Girdin). The record is from RefSeq and is a predicted model, not a curated record. The transcript is spliced from 19 exons. Gene Ontology annotation, molecular function: microtubule binding; dynein light intermediate chain binding. Gene Ontology annotation, biological process: cytoskeleton-dependent intracellular transport; cytoplasmic microtubule organization. Gene Ontology annotation, cellular component: cytoplasm; centrosome. NCBI's taxonomy places the organism in Eukaryota, Metazoa, Arthropoda, Insecta, Hymenoptera, Ichneumonidae. Bases 675 to 4490 code for a protein of 1271 amino acids.
ACUGUACGUACAGCCGUUGGUAUACUUUGGUACAGCGCUGUACAGUAGCGCACGCGACAACACAAAUCGCCGAUCACAAAUCUUUUCUACAUCGUUCGUACAAUAAAAGUUUGACACAUUUGAUCCAUAUACGAUCAAAGCAAAACACUGGUAUUAUCGUGUACUAGUUAGAAACGUUAUUUUUACCGGAGAAAUAAAACGAGAACGAGGUAGAAAAGCUAACGCUCCAAUAAACAAGAUAUAAUCCAACGUUUUCUAUGCACUUCAAAUCUGUAAACAAUGCUUUGAAACAAAAAACAAGCAUUUUCGUUCGGUGCUAAACAGAUGAUCAUUCUAAAAAACUAUGGAUACCGGAUAUUCACCGUGAAAACAGUGCUGUUUUUUCGGUGCUCGAUGUUUAAAAAGGAGAAGGCCAAAAGAAUAACGAUGGAAGGAAAAAAAAAGUGACGCACCGAAUUCAUGCUAAACUAUCGCCGGAUGUUUUAAUUUGUCAGGAACGUUCAGAUAAAUCUUCGUAAACAUUGUUUUUUGAGAAGUUUUUCUUUCAAUUCCCAGCGUGCAGUGUUUAUUUCUCCAAAUAAUUGACAAAAUGGUGCGUUUACGAGGUGCCAACGAUAAUUUAAUUUAGAAAAAACUGUCAGGUUUAUACCGAGUUCGUUGGAAAAAUCAGGAAAAUGGCGUCCUCCCAAAUAGACGAAUUUUUGGCAGGCCCUCUUGUCACAUGGUUCGUCAGCUGCUUGGAAGACCCAGACUCGUUAACGAAUUACAACGAUUUGGUCGAUGGUGUUCUGUUGCACAGUGUUUUUCUACAAAUUGAUCCAGAGCCUUUGUACGACGGUGUAGUACCCACAGGUGGAAAUCAUACCUUACGAGCCAAAAAUUUGAAAACGAUUGUGGGCAACAUCAAACAAUUUUACGAAGAAGAAUUAGGCCACUUGAUAAUCAAACAACCGGACACAGAAAAUUUGGGCAAAGAGCCUGAAUCGCACGUUCAAGAUGCUCGAUUAUUAUUACUUUUGUUGCUGGGCUGCGCUGUUCAGUGUCCAAAUAAGAAGCAAUUUAUUACAAAAAUCAAAACCCUUAAUUUGGACACUCAAUUGGCGAUUGUCGACUGUAUUAAACAAGUUACGGAUCAACCUGAUAUUGUUAUUACUCAGGACUCCAUGGAGAACGCUAAUUUGGCAGGCCUAUUCAAACAAAUCAAACAGUUGCUACAAGAACGUGAUCUCUAUCGAGAGAAAUGUGCUGUAAUUAACAAUAUGUCUGGAACUAACGAUUGUCCGGUUGAUCCUGAGAGCGAAGAGGGUGUAAAGAAGGCUCAAAGUACUCAAGCAAAAUUGGAACGAGAAGAAAAUCAUCAUUUCGCUGUUGAAUUGGCUGACUGGAAAUCUAAAGUCAGAAAACAGCGUCAAGAAUUAGAAGAAAAAACUGAAGCACUUCUCGAAUGCAAAGAGGAACUCGAACACAAUAAAGCGUCACUCGCUAAACUCAAACAAGAAAAUCAAGAAUUAAUGCAUGAAGCGCGUACCGCAAAAUCCUACAGAGACGAAUUGGACGCUGUGAAUGAAAGAGCCGAGCGUGCUGACCGUUUGGAAAUGGAAGUGGCUCGAUAUCGUGAAAAACUAACGGACAUAGAAUUUUACAAAACUCGUAUCGAAGAGCUUCGUGAAGAUAAUAGAGUAUUGAUGGAAAAUCGAGAAAUGUUGGAGGAACAAUUGAACUCAUCGAGACGACGUGCUGACAAAGUUUUAGAGCUCGAGGCUCAAAUAAUUGAGUACAAACAGCUUGUAAACGAAAUGGCUUUGGAACGUACCGCGGAGAAAGAAAAAUACCAAGAACUUUUUGAAGAAAAUUCUCAACUGCACAGAUUGAAAAAAGCAGCAGCUGAAGAAGCAGCUUUAGCUGGCUCGAUUAGCGAAACUGAAGAACCAGACACAUCCGACAACAGGUUAUCGGAGCAGCUGACAAACAACGCACAAACCCGAGCACUGAAGCUCGAGUUAGAGAAUCGUCGAUUAAAUACGUUAAUCGAUACUCUAAAGGAAAACUCAUUUCACGAGACAUCGUCACGAGUUCUUGAACUGGAAAAAGAGAAAAAGAAACUUUCACUGAAAAUAGAAUCUCUUAAUGAUGGAAACGAACGUCUUUGUCAACAAAACUCGGACUUGGAACUCGUCUGCAGGCAAGCUUUGGAGGAGAAUAAAAAAUUGCAGGAUACUCUAAAAAAUCAACGAGCUUCUUUCGAACGUCAACAGCAAGAAUAUCAAAUCCAACACAACAAAAUAUUGCAGUUAGAAAACAAUUAUGAUGGCGUUAUUAAAGAAAAACAAAGAAUUCAGUCACUUCUCGAAAGCGUUCAAAGACGAGCCGACGACCUUGAUCGUUCACUCGAAAUAGCAAAUCAAAAACUCGAAGGACUAAAAAAUGUGGAAAACAGUGCCGAGAAAACUGAAUCUAAAUGUUCCGAGCUCGAAAUGAAAAUUGCGAUGUUGGAAAAAGAUAAAGAGAGCGCGUUACGCGAUAUUUACAAAUAUCGCGAAACAAUCGAGGAAAAAGACGUGGCGCUUGAUACAUCAACCAAUAAUGUCGAAGUGUUGGAGAGACGAGUCUCUCAACUCGAGAACGAAAGAGACGUAUACAUCGAGCAAAUAACUAGGCUUCAAGAGAUCGAAAGAUCAAGUAAAGAAUUAGACUCCCGAGCAGCAAUCGAUCGCGAAACUCUCGAGACUCUGCAAUCCAAUCUUGUUGCAGAAAAACUAAACAGUCAACGAUUGUACACUGUACUUGAAAAAUUUGGACUUAAUGCCGAAAUGCUGCUCACUCUUCCAUCUGACAAUAUUUUAAAGAGAAUUUCUCAAAUUCCUGAGGUUGUCGAGUACAUUAAAUCAUCGAUCGUCACAGAGACCACUUGCAAUUGUAACGAAAAAAUGCCGGAUGUGAAAGUCGUUGCUUCUGCUUACGAUGCAUCGGUUAACAUGAAUUUACAAGAAAUCAUCGAAACUCAAAGGAGAGAAAUAGAAAACCUUUCAAAACGAUCAAACACGAGUCAAGCAAGAGCAGAGCAGCUGAAAUCGGAAAAAGCUCAACUUCAAGUUUCAGUAACGACGCUACAGUCGCAAAGUACAUCCCUUACGACCCAACACACAGCUUUGCAACUGGCGAAUUCGCAGCUAGUAGCAGAAAAGGAAGAGCUUUUGAAAGAUCGUAUUGCUCAGCAAAGAGCUCACUCUCAACUCGUUAACGAUCAAGUUACCCUACAAUCUUUGCACGAGCAGCUGAACAACGAGUAUGAAAAUCUCCUUCUCGAGCGCGAAACCCUCAAAGGACAACUUCGAGAUGUAAAAAAUAUGAACAGAGCGCUCAACGAAUCCUGCGAACGUUUGGAAGCGAAGAACAAAGCAUUGAUCGCUGAUCACGAAAUCGCCGUCACUCACGUUAAGAGCCUCAAUAAUUUAAGAGGAGAGCACUCGAAAUUAAAAGAGGAUUUCCGAAAUCUUUACACCGCUAUGGAGAAACUGAAGAUCGAGUAUCGAAAUCUCCAGGAGGAUUACCGCAAAAAUAAAAUCGAAAUGAAUCGAUUGAGCCUAAAAGAAACGGAGAUGCAGGGCGAAAUGAGCACGAGGGAUGAUAAAUGCGCGACAAUGGAGCUCCAAAUAAGCAAAUUGAAUGAACGCUGCGAAAUGUUGAUGCAAAUGAAUUCUGGGCUAGACAGCAAUAGACGGUCAUUGAUGGAUCACAUCAGUUUGCUUUUUAGUCAGUAUCACGAAUUAUUGACUCACUCAUUGGAGGAUAAAGAACAUUAUCAUAUGGAAGAAAAAUUGUACACGGACAAGGUCAAUCACUUGUAUAGACAGAAGGAAAAACUCGAGGAAAAAAUAAUGGAGCAUUACAGAAAACUGGAAAGUUGCUCGACGAAGAACAGAAGAUUCGGAGCAAAUUUUGUAUCGCGAAUCCGGAAAGCUGGUUCCGAGCUUUUGAAGAAUCGACGUUCUUGGGCCGAUGAUUCGAAGCAAUUGGAAAGCGGAAAAAUUUAUGAAACGGAAUCGGGUUCAAAUGAUUCGGACGCAAGUAUCGACGAUCAUCGUGUAACAGGCUUAGUGGAUCCUGUCGUGUUGGAAGGCGAUGCACUUUCAUUGGGUCAUCCGGGAACUCGAAGAACAGUUUAUUACACCGACGAUUUGGGGUCUCCGGCGCCUUCUCUUACACAGGAUCACAAAUUGCCUUCGUCAACGCCUUUAUCGCACGGACGUCUAGAGAGUAUAGACGGUCUUUCGAGUCAGCAGGAGCAGUCACCGCGAUUGGAAAUUCCUCCUUGCGAGCCCCGUCCAUUUUUAAUAUACAACAAAGUAUCAGCGGUUAUAAACGAAUCGAAGAAUAUGAGCACGGGAGUAAAAGAAGAGACUCGAAACGAUGAAAUUCCAGCAGAGCCUCAAACGGUAAAAGAGCCAAAAACGCGGAAUCCCGUUUGGUACGAGUACGGGUGCGUAUGAAUUUUUUCCAAAAACUCAAUCAUAUCGGCGUAAAUAAAUACCGAUAGAAAUCGACUGAUUGCGAUCACUGCCCCCCGAUUAGCGCCUUGGUAAAUCGAGAAAAUCACAUUCUGUGUCUUUCUAAUAACGCGCCCUUUGAAUAAUCAUGUGAAUCCACGAAUAUUUUUACCGCGAUCCUUCGUCGCUAACUUAUCCCUAGAGUAUUUCGUUAUUUCGCAAUUUCGAUCGAAAGUCCUCUCUUUGAUCGUGCGGGAUUCUUACAGUUAUAAACCCUUAUGUUACUAAUUCAAAUGUCGAUGCAUUACCAUCGGAGUCAUUUAUCUCAAUCAUCUUGAUAGCGUAAUCUUGCAAUUCUGCCUACGAGAAAUAGCAGCUUUUUUAUACAUUGUGAUAUAUAUAGAGUUUACCUUUUUUACAAUAAUUGACAGACUUUUUGGAACUGAUUUUUAUUUAUGCCCACGACGAUGUCCGAAGAUAUGUAUUAUAAAUAAACAAAUGUAUACAUAUACAGAUAUAUAUAUAUAUAUUUAGGUAUAUGGAUAUUGCGCUUCAAUCUAACAGUAACAUAGCCAAGUAUUAUUUGUACUAAAGAAUCGCAUUUUGUAGUUAAGAUUAUUCUUUUCAUUAUGUAUUAUCGCAAAAUACAAAUUUUCUUGCCCAGUCA